AGCAGAUUCAACACACAACCACCACUUUUCCUCAUUAUUUACUUUUUAUAUAACUUUAUUAUAAUUUGUUGAAAACAUUUUUUAUCUUAUGAAUUUAUUUUCAUUUAAUAAAUUUAUUUUCUAUUUACUAGUUUAGGCAUACUGUGAUUUUAACAUUGCCCAGCAAUUAUAAAAAAAGAAAAGUGAGGUUGGCAACACUGUUGAUUCUAUUAUUUUACUAAAUUUCUUGGCCGCCAGCUGCCAGCAGUCGUGAACAAUUUCUAUAACAUUUUUAAUUUAAUCUUCCUAUAAAACUAACGAUUUUAAGGUGCUUAAUUUGCGUGUGAUAGUUUUAAGUUUUCCUAUAACUUUGUGUUAUUGCGACAAUAUCUUCCGCGAAGGGCGUACGCCAUUAUUAUUCACACUCUUCAAAGAUAUUCAUCAUAAUUAAUGUGCAUAUAAAACAAUUUUCACUACGUGCUGUUAUAUUGUUAUUUCGUCAUAUCUAUUUUCGUCAAGAGUCAACGUGCAAGCACCACUCAAAUUACCGAUAACAAUAUUAAUCAUUGGAGUUACUGGAAGUUGUAAACAUUAACAAAACCUCUACGAUAAUGGCACAAUCUAUACCUGGCACAACCUCCCCUGCUAAUACUAGCGCUGGCGCUGGUUUAAGCUUGGCAGGUAACUUGGGUGUCGGUGUGGAUUUAGAUUUAGUGGAUAUGAAGCACUGCUUCGAAAAUCUUAUAGUCAUUGAUGCAGGCGCCAAUUUAACAAACAAAAAAUAUAGCCGUGAUCUGGAAUCAGUUAUACAGCGAGCAAAAGAUGCAGGUGUUCAAAAAAUUAUGGUUCCAGGUACAUCGGUAAAGUCUAGCAAAGAAGCACUGCGAUUAUCACGGAUUUAUCCCGAUAUAAUCUAUUCGACUGCUGGCAUACAUCCACACGACUCCAAGUCAAUUAUCGAAGAACCAAACACAUGGUUCGAGUUCGAACAUAUUGCGGCUUCACAGGAAUGCGUUGCCAUCGGGCCUUGCGGUUUAGACUAUCAGCGUGAUUUCUCUGAGCCCGAGGCGCAAAAAGAGAUAUUUGAAAAGCAGAUACAUUUGGCUUGCCAAUUGAACAAGUCAUUGCUAAUACAUGAGCGUUCCGCGCAACAGGAUGUACUCGAUAUACUGGAUAAGUUUGAGAAUUUACCGCCUGUGAUCAUAAGAGGAUUCAUGGGCACAGCGGACGAAGCAGUCGAAUAUCUCAAUAGGAGAUUCUAUAUUAGUUUAACUGGUUAUUUAUGCAAGGACAAAUCAGAUAGUGGAGUGCGCAAACUCUUAGAAAAUGGAACUUUGCCUAUAGAUAGACUGCUUGUCGAAACGGACUCGCCGUUCAUGUAUCCAAAUACACGAGCUUCCAAGCUGCCGCAACAUGUUAAGACUGGAAUAACAGAACGUUCGCUAUUAUAUUUACAUAGGUACUGUACUUUUCAACGCAAUGAACCUUGUAGUUUGCCCGCCAUAGUUGAAAUGAUAGCUGCAUUCAUGAAGAAAACGCCAGAUGAAGUAGCUUUAGCCACUGCAUUUAAUGCUUUGAAGCUUUUUGGAUUAUCCUAAAUGUCAAUGGCUGUGAUUUUACUUAUGUAUACUGUCAUAAAAUUGCUUAGUGUGUAAAAGAGCAAUUGAAGCAUGCGCCGUUUUUCAACAAUUACAAAACGAGUAAAUGAUUGAAAGGAAUUCAAAACAAAAGUGCCAAAAUUUUAUAAGUGGUAAUAUAGUUGUUUUGCCUAAAUUCCUACAUAAACUAUGAACUACAAGACUUCGAAAGUGCCUUAAAUGAAGUGCGAAAAUCGCCAAUUGGCUGAUAAAAAAACCUAAACAAACGACAAAAUAUGCUAAAAAAUAUAUUUUUAACGAAAUCGACACCUAUUUAUUUUACACAUAUACAUACUAACUACGACGUGUUUUAAAGCGCAUGCAAACCCACAAUAUACUCAUAAAACCAACUCAAUGAUUUGAAUGAGAUGAAUCACAUUAGAGUUAGAGAAAAAAAACAGAAAACAUGAAAUUCGAAAAGUUAUUCAAAUUUAAUGCGAAUAAUACAACAUAAAGGAGUUGACCGAAAAUUUAAUGUAGAUUUUGGAUAAACGCAGGAAUAAUGGGUGAUAAUCAAAAUAAUUUAGUUGCAUACAUUUGUACUUCCCCGUCUUAAAAAAUGCUUAAAUAAUAUGCAUAUACAACAUAUCUACAUUAAAGAGUUAUACAAAAUAUAUAUAAAAUAUUAAAUACCACAACAUGACAAAAUUGCGUUCGCAUCACAUGCAUACAAUUAUACAAAGCUGUUGCAGCAACAGAAGUCGCGCGAAAAGAAAGUGCUUUGAGCCCUUCUUAUACGUAUAUACCGAAAAUACAAAAACAAGUCGUGCUGCAACUUAUUGACUAUAUUUUCAUACAUACAUACAUACAUUUGUUUUACUAUUACAUAAGAUUUUUUACGCCAAAACUUGUAAAUAUUUAUUAUUCAUUUUGUUUGAUAUUUGUUGUUGUGCUACGGAAUGUUUAUUGUGCUACGCUAACUCAAUAAUAUAUGUACGUUGGUACAUAGAAAUAGUUGUAAGUCAAAAACAAUGUGCAUGGUAACACAGUGGAUAGAUGAAAGUAACGCGGUAAA
Bactrocera oleae (olive fruit fly) is the source of this 2631-nucleotide messenger RNA. RefSeq names its product 3'-5' ssDNA/RNA exonuclease TatD. Gene Ontology annotation, cellular component: cytosol. Lineage: Eukaryota; Metazoa; Arthropoda; Insecta; Diptera; Tephritidae. Gene Ontology annotation, molecular function: single-stranded DNA 3'-5' DNA exonuclease activity. The record is from RefSeq and is a predicted model, not a curated record.